This is a messenger RNA of Musca vetustissima, 654 nucleotides long. RefSeq lists its product as uncharacterized. The coding region runs from base 16 to 654 and encodes 212 amino acids. The record is from RefSeq and is a predicted model, not a curated record. Gene Ontology annotation, biological process: meiotic joint molecule formation; homologous chromosome pairing at meiosis; meiotic strand invasion involved in reciprocal meiotic recombination. Gene Ontology annotation, cellular component: condensed nuclear chromosome; DNA recombinase auxiliary factor complex. Lineage: Eukaryota; Metazoa; Arthropoda; Insecta; Diptera; Muscidae. Gene Ontology annotation, molecular function: double-stranded DNA binding; recombinase activator activity. The transcript has 4 exons.
GUUGCAGAUUUUAAGAUGUCCAAGUCUUCGGUGCUAAAAGUUGUCCAAGAAUUUAUGUUAAAAGCCAAUCGGCCAUAUGCCAUUAAUGAUGUGGUGGAUGGUUGUGGCAAGGAUUUGGGAAAGGCGGCCGUACAAAAGUCCUUAGACUCCCUGGUGGACAAGGAGAUUUUGGCAAUGAAAAUGUAUGGUAAAAAUAAAAUAUAUUUCCCCAAACAGAAUAAUAAUAUAGGAGAGUUAAAAAAGGAUGUGAUGAUGGCCAAACAAAAAUUAGCCCAGGCCCGCCAGGUUUUGAAAUCGAAAGAAAAUCAGCUAAGUGAAAUGCAAAUUAAAUUGAGAUCUCUGAGUAAAAUUAAAACCUUGGCCCAACUCGAAGAGGAAAAGGAGAAUCUCAUGGAUGAUAUUCGAAAUAUCAAUGAAAAGCUACGGCACUAUGAGGCCCAGGAAAAGGAGACCAAGCUCUCUUCCCAAGAUGUUAAGAAAAUUGAAACGAAAUACUCAAAUGUAUCGACAGCCUAUCGGAAGCGAAAACGUAUUUGUAAUGAUAUGCUGGAUGCCAUACUGGAAGGUUACCCGAAAACCAAGAAGGCUUUGAUAUCGGAUAUUGGUCUAGAGACUGAUGAAGAUGUUGGAUUCAAAGUUGAAUUGAAGCGUUAA